AUGUUCGACACGUCGGCAGUACCGAUUUUCACGGGACAAAACUACUCCGCGUGGAAGUUUAAGUUCCAAGUGCUCAUGAUGGAGCGGGGACUUUGGGGUUUCUUCGAUGGAACGGAGAAGAAGCCGGACGAUGAGAGCGGCAUCACGGCAUGGAAGAAGAAGGACCAAAAGGCGUUCGCUACGUUGAUUCCGCGCAUCGGCAUCAAUCUCGUGAGCUCGGUGCGCAUGUGCAUCAAGCUCGAAGCGUCGGCGCAUGAAGCGUGGAAGCGGCUCGAGACCAUCCACGUGAACAAGACUCUCCACGGCAAGAUCCUAGCCCGGAAUGCGUUCUACACGGUGAAGAUGCGCGCGGGCGAAUCGAUGCACGAGUAUGCGACUCGUGUGGAAGAACUCGGGGAAAUGUUCAUGGACCUCGGUGGAACGUGUUAA
Messenger RNA from Closterium sp. NIES-65, 429 nucleotides. The record is from the annotation of a GenBank genome assembly. NCBI's taxonomy places the organism in Eukaryota, Viridiplantae, Streptophyta, Zygnematophyceae, Desmidiales, Closteriaceae.